AGUUUUGAGGAGGAAAAAACAGGAGGCUGGGUCCGAGGAGGAGAUGCAGCUAGCAAUCAUUAGCAGUUUGUCUGCAGAAGUAGCUACAGUCACAGUUAGUUAUAUUUUAAUAUAACAACCACGUUUUCCUGUCAACAAAACAAUAAGUAAGAAAGAAAAGGCUUUGACCUCCUUUAUAUCAUGCCGGGAAGCUUCCUAAUAAGGAUCGUUUGAAAUUAUAGAAAUAUGAAGGACUCACAGCCAGAGUUAUCCUGAGAAGCUUCCCACCCCCUCAGCUUGAAGAUGGAGGAGGACCAUGUUCAUUGCAUGUCCUGUGUUAACCAGAGAUGCAUGGUCAGACCUCAGCCAGGCAUUUCUUGUGAUAUUAUCACCUGUCCUCUGGUGUGUGGGGCUGUAUUUCACUCCUGCAAAGUAGAUGAACACAACCUCCUUUGCCCACUGUUAAGGGUCCCCUGCCUUAACAGUGGCUAUGGCUGUCCUGUCACCCUGGUGCGCAAUCAAAUGUAUGCACACCUCGAGGUGUGUCCUGCUGGGGUGGUGUGCUGCACUAUGGAGUGGAACAGAUGGCCUGUUAGCUGCCUGGACUAUACUUCCUAUGAGAGCCUGAGCCGUGGGGUGGAGGAGGUGGAGCAACUGGACAUGGCACUUGCACUUCAGGACCAGCGUACACUACUUGAGUCCCUCAAGGUGAUUGCCAUGGCACCUACUGCAGAGAAAGAGCCACUUGUCCCUGUAAGUAAGGUUAACAGGGCAACAGACUCAGCUUUGCUUGCAUCCGUACCUGAAGCCUCCGCCAGUGAGUUACCUUUGCAGCCUUCAUCCCCAUGUCCACCACAACCAGCCCAACCAGGCUCGGCAAAGGAGAGAAUUGUCAGUGGAAUUAAUGGGCUGAACGAGGAGCAUUUCGGUAAACUCUAUGAGGCCACCCUUGUGACUGCUAGAAGUUUAGCUGCUGCUUUAGACUUUGUUAGCAGUGCCAGCUCCUCUGACAGCAACACACAGCGUGUAAACAGAGAAGCUGCUGAGCAGGAGAGUAGAUUGAUCAGCAGCAGCAACACAGACCUUCAGAAUGGACUGGAAAACAAAACACCUGUAGCCGCUGAUGGUUUUAAUAUUAGAGAGAAGGAUGAGCAGAGUGUUUGCUCUAGCUGUUUGAGUGGAAAUGGGGCUCAGAAAAGAACAGAUGAAGAAAUGGUAAACACAACAAACGGACAGCUGUCAGGAGCCAUGGAGGCCUGUGUUGAGAAACCCUGUCCUGUUGAUGUACAGGGUGAUAUGAAUGCUGGUGCUUCUCAGGAGCCAGUGACCCCUCCAGUGUUGUCUCCAGUGCAUGACAGCCAGGGUGUGGCACAGAGAGCUGGUCAUGUGGUGCUAGAAGAUAGGGGGCUAGUGCUCCUAGAAAACCAUGGGCCUCAGCGGAAGUUCCACAGCUACCAGUUUUUUAGGGGCCAGGGUCAGUAUUCAUUAUCAAAUGGACGGAUAGGAUUCAUCCCAGACAGGUCAUUGUAUAGAUUGCGACCCAAAAUGGAGGACAAGGCAGUGGAUACCUCGGACUUGGAGCAGGUUGACGAUCCCAUGGGUCUGGGAGAGAUUGAUCUGAUCACAGCAGCCCUGCUCUUCUGUCUGGAAGAGUCCAGAGAGUGUAGAAGGAUCUCUGAUACAGUCUAUGUUGAUGGCUAUCGUGUUGACUUUGGCACACAGACUUUCACUUUCCCUGCAGCAAUCUUGGUAACAAACACUAGAGUGGGUGACAUGGCCUCUGCAUCUGCCUGUGACCACGCUGCCCCCCAGCUCUCCUACCCCAGCCCAUUCCGCACUCUCCGACUCGGCCUUGUCCUGGAAGCUCUGGAGGUCGAGGCAGUCCCACAUAACCGUUAUCUCCCUCCUAACCCCCGCUACCAGCACAUGUUUCCCUUUGUCUGUGGCCAGUCAUUCCGCCGGGACCAAUUUUCUUCUCAUUUCACCAAUGUCCAUGGUGACAUUCACGCUGGUCUCAAUGGUUGGAUGGAGCACCGCUGCCCCCUGGCAUAUUAUGGCUGUACAUUUUCCCAGCGGAGGUUUUAUCCCUCCACCGAGGGAGCCAAGGUGGUUCAUGACAGGCACCUCAGGUCCUUCGGGGUUCAGCCUUGCCCAAAGGCAAAACUUCCAAGUGACACCCAAUCUGACCAAUUUAGUGAGCUGCCCAAUGAGAUACUGUGGCACAUAGCUGGGUUCCUGGACAGUUUCAGCCUGUGCCAGCUGUCAUUGGUGUCACGGACUAUGAGGGAGGUGUGUGCCAGUCUCCUCCAGACCCGAGGCAUAGUGGAGCUGCAGUGGGAGCGAACGCAAUGCCAUGGUGCUCAUGGUACUGUGUCAUGGCAGAUCAAAAACAGAGUGUGGAGAUUCAGCACUGCCUUCAGCCAAGUGUGGUCAUGGGGUUUCACUGAUCUCCCCAGCAUGUCGGACCAUCUUAAGAGAUGCCACUUCAACACAGUGGAGCACAAGACGGAGCCUGUUCCCCUUCCUGCCAUGUGUACCGCACGAGAUGGAUACUCACUGCGUCGCGUCCUGCGUCACGUUAACACCUGACCAAACAAGACUAACCUCUCGUAGCUGCACGAGUGUCACUCUGGUAUUAUGUGGACGUUGCAAUUAAAGAUUAUUUUAAAAAACUAUUAACUCUUCCUGUAUUACACUAGAUUGUGAAGAAGCCUUAAUGAAAUAAUAUUUUACUUGCCACAGUGAAGGACUGCUUUUGUGGGUGGUCCUUUGUGGAGAAAAAAAAACAUUAAGCAUUUAGCUUUGCAUGGGUUUAUGCUGCAAAUGCACUUGUAUUCUGGUAAGAUAAAGUAUAUUUUCUUGAAGACAAAUAUGCACAAUAGAUUUAUAUUAUUCUGUGUGAUAUACUGAGCAAAUGGAAAGAGAUUUAAAUGUUUUCACUAUCUUGCCUUUCAGUAGUAGCCAUGGGAAAAAGCAGAUUGUUGGUUAUAUUGCAUUAUUUCUGUGUAACGGAAGUUAUGCCAGCACUUUACACAAGAUUUGCUAAUCCCUCCUAUUAUCUGUGACCCUAAAUGAUCUAGUCUUUCUUAUCCCUGUAAAGGGUGUCAAUCCAAUGCAAACUGGACUCAUGACAAGUCUGUUGUCUGGGUUUGUAGGAUGUCAGGACAUGAGUCAAAACAGAUGGAUAUUUAUAUGAGGACUGCCCAAUAAUGCAUGUGAUUUGCUAUCAUUUAAUAAAGUCUUUACAUCGUUUCA
Molecule: messenger RNA, 3234 nt
Organism: Thunnus maccoyii (southern bluefin tuna)
Lineage: Eukaryota; Metazoa; Chordata; Actinopteri; Scombriformes; Scombridae
Product: F-box only protein 30-like
Exons: 5
Coding region: 283-2568 (761 amino acids)
Molecular function (GO): zinc ion binding; ubiquitin protein ligase activity; protein binding
Source: RefSeq, a predicted model, not a curated record